AUGCCUCCGACCGGCCGCCCCCGAGCGCCGCGCCCCGCCGCGCUGCCCCGCAGCCUGUCCCGCCUGCGGGAGUGCCCGGGCCGCUCCCGCAUCGUGCUGGCGCUCGGGGCCACGCAGAUGGCGCUCGGAUGCCUCAUCGUGGCUGUCAGCUUCGCCGCGCUGGCGCUCACCACCUCGGCCCGCGUCCGCCACUCCUGCCCCUUCUGGGCCGGCUUCUCGGUGCUGCUGUCAGGACUCAUUGGUGUCGUCUCCUGGAAGAGGCCUCUUUCCCUCGUGAUAACCUUUUUUAUGCUGCUUUCUGCAGUGUGUGUGAUGCUGAAUUUGGCUGGUUCAAUCCUCUCCUGUCAGAACGCUCAGCUAGUCAACUCCCUAGAAGGCUGCCAGUUGAUUAAGUUUGACAGUGUGGAGGUGUGUGUCUGCUGUGAGCUGCAGCACCAGUCGUCCGGCUGCAGCAACCUCGGGGAGACGCUGAAACUGAACCCGCUGCAGGAGAACUGCAACGCUGUGAGGCUGACCUUGAAGGAUCUGCUCUUCAGCGUGUGCGCCCUCAACGUCCUGUCCACUAUUGUGUGCGCGUUGGCCACGGCCAUGUGCUGCAUGCAGAUGGUCUCCUCUGACAUCCUGCAGAUGUUCCUUCCUCAAAGGUCGCAUUCUGCCAACCCUGCCUGCAUGACCCCGCACGGCACCGUCCUCCACCAGACCCUGGACUUCGAUGAGUUCAUCCCCCCGCUUCCUCCUCCCCCCUACUACCCCCCGGAGUACACCUGUACGCCCUCAGCCGAGGCCCAGAGGGGCCUGCACCUAGACUUCGCUCCGUCUCCAUUCAGCACUUUGUAUGACGUUGCCAUCAACAGCCCCGGCCUGCCAUACCCCACUGAGCUCCCCCCACCCUAUGAGGCGGUGAUGGGCCAGACCCCUGCCAGCCAGGUGACAAGUCGAGAUCACCAGGUGGCCGAGUCCAGCUCCGAGGACCCAAACGCCGCUGCUGGCUCCAGCACACCAGCGCCGGCCCCCAGUUCCAGCCUUCCAGCAUCUGAGGGCACUGCUGUGCUGGGUCCAAGCCUCCAGUCCCCCGAUGGCCCUGCAGGGGCCCUGCCACCCCAGCCUUCCUCCCUAUGUCCUGGCUGUGCAUCCCCAGAUGCUCCUGGCGUGUGCACGCGAGCACGGCCAGGUCCUGGGCACGUGGCCCGUUCUGCCAGUGACCCCACCUCAUGCGCAUCCUGCAAGGCAGGUGACGCCUCUUCACACAUCCCCUCAGGCAGCCGGGACCUCGAAGCAGGACUGUCUUGGGCUGCUCUGGGUAACAUUUCCAUGUCAUGCUCUGCCAUGGCUGCCCAUCAGCACCAGCUUUCACCCCCCGGGGACCUGGAUACCUGGGAAAUGGACCAACAGCCAAAGCCAGAGGCCUUACAGAUGGUCUCCAAAGAGCUGCCACACUCUUCAGUGGACAGCAAGGCCUGUGCAGACCCCAGGGUUUUGGUGGCUAAGCUUUUGGAACAUUCGCACUGUGCCCUCCCUGCCGAGGUGCGGCACGUGGUGGGCACCGUCCGCUCGGCGGUCACCUCUGAGGAGCGCCCCGUGGAGGAGGCCGUCUUCGGUGCUGGCGUUCUAGACCAGGUGUGAAGGGCCGCAGGUCCCGACGUGGACACCGACAGGCCUGCCAGCACCGGCUGUUCUUCUGUUCUUGCCAGAAGCCACCAUGCUGGGCGGGG
Cynocephalus volans (Philippine flying lemur) is the source of this 1712-nucleotide messenger RNA. It is a transcript of the gene ENTREP2, whose product is annotated as endosomal transmembrane epsin interactor 2. The transcript has 11 exons. Lineage: Eukaryota; Metazoa; Chordata; Mammalia; Dermoptera; Cynocephalidae. The record is from RefSeq and is a predicted model, not a curated record. The coding region runs from base 1 to 1623 and encodes 540 amino acids. Gene Ontology annotation, cellular component: membrane.